UGUAAUUUUAUUGAAAAUUCACAGGACUGUUUGGAUUCACACUUUAAGAUCUUUAAGAGUAACACACUAUGGUUUAUUAGUCACAGAGAAAUAUAAGAGCUGAGGAGGGCAGGCUGAAAAACACACACACUCUCCUACAGUCAAGGGCAGACGUGCAGACAUAACACACCCAACGCACACACAUAACAUUAUGAGAUAACAACAUGAGACUAAGGUCUCUCUAUAAUUGUUUUCCCUCUCCCCCACUUUCAAUCCUAAUGGUAGUCAGGAAGUCUUCUUUCAAAACAUAAUAGUAAAUUUGAUAAGCCUCUUUUUAAACAUCAUGGUAAUGUAGAUGAGCUCUUUUUUAACCCUAUUGGUAUUGAUAUCAUAGUCUUUCUAAAAUAUAUUGGUUAUCUACUGUGUAAAUACAGUAUAAAUACUGGACCUUGAGCUCCAGGUGUCAGAUCACUUCUGAGAAUUCUCAUCGGUGUGGAUCUCGUGAGGUGGAAAUAAAAUCUGGACCCUUGCUUCUUCUCAAUCAUGGCUGGUGUCUUCUUUUCCAUCUCCAACUGGGUUCACAGAUGCAUUUUGCGCCACAUGGACUACAAUCAUCGUCUGCUACACAUUUCAUCUGCCGUUUUCCCAAAGGAUGCUGAUGAAGACAGUGUGUCGCAGGACCUUGCUGUACAAAGGAUCAAAAUCUACAACAUUAAGAGUAAUACGUCGGAGGUUCCUGAUGAUACUGGUAUCGUGGUAGAGGGCGUGAAAGUUCUGAUAGCUCUUGGUAACUUUCCAAGGGCUUGCUCCAUGCUCCUUGGGUUGACAUAUGCAGUGAAUCUUGCCUAUCCCAAGGAGCUCAGGUAUAUGUUCGAAGUCUUCCAGAAACUCCUCCUUGAGCUGGAUUGUUCAAAGCUGUCCCCAAAACCGAACAGCCUCAAGAAUAAGAUACUAGCUUAAGAAAAUGUACCUUUGCAGGAUGAAAGGGAAUUGUUGCGGCACUGUCAACUGUCACAUGGUUACCUUCAAGGCUUUGUUAAAUGCUUGAGUUUAAGUGCUGCAGGUGGUUGUUCAGAUUUGAGGGGAGUGGCAUCGAUUUUUUGACUUAAAAAUAGCCAACUAUUUUUGUACCUUGUGAGUCCACUGUUUACACCAGGAAUGCAGGGAUUAUUUGACAUGUUUUAAUUGAGGCAUUUGAAUUUGCCAAAAUAUAUAAUGUAAUUGUUCAAGUGAAUCCCAUUUUUGUAAGUAAGGAAGCAAGGCAAAUGGAAGUACUUCAGUCUGUUUUCUUAAAAGACCAAGUGCAUUUUAUACUUGUAUUGUUAUUUUAUGGUUUUAUGUUGGCAUUUUGCACUUGAAAAAUGUUGGGUAAACAUGUUGAGACAAAGUUGCACAAAUAAAUGUUUACCUUUUGUUAUUUUUAUGCAUGGUGAUCUGUUGAACCAACUUAAGUAAACGUUGGCACCAAGAAGGCAUGAUAUUGGUUUGAUUAGUUAUAGAAAAAUGAAAGUGACAUUAAAUAUAUUUAAAGUCAUGUGAUACCAAUUAAGACUUUAAACAAUUAAUUAAGGUACAAAUAAAUAAGAAUAACAUCGUAAAUGUGUUUAAUUAAGCAACAAUGUGCUCAAAUGUGAGUUAUAGAUAUAUUUUUUUAUUAGAGAACCAAAUCAUUUUCAACCAGAUAAUUAGGAAAUAUGAAUCAAUUUCCAUAAGAUAUUCAGUAAAUAUAAAUCAGUUUCCCCAGAUACUUAGUAUAUUUAGAUUACUUUUGCUCAGAUCCUUACUAAAUAUGAAUCAGUUUUCCUUGUGAAAUUAAUUUGCAUUUACUCAAUAUUUUUGGGCCAUAUAACUCAUCAUUUGGCAUGCUAUUACUAAAGCCAACACAUUUUAAUUGUUCCUUUUAUUACCAUGAACUUAAUUAUUUUUUGUUUAAAUUUAGUUAAUUUAUUCAGUACUUUUUAAUCAAAGUUGUAGUACUUCAAUUAUAUUACAUGUCACUGUGUUGCCAUAAUUUUUUAAAGUAACCAUUGGUCACAUUUUUUACAGUGUAUAAUUUCAUAUUUAUGUUAUAUAUAUAUACAGUACUGUGCAAAAAUUUUAGGCACCCUUUUUUUGUAUAAACUUUGUUAUAGUUUUUUUUUUUUAAAUUAUUUUAUGACUUCUACAUUAUCAAGUCAGUACAAAAACAUUUCAGAUUCCCAAAGAUUAGUUUUCUAGCACAAAAUUAAAUGUUACAGAAAAAUGUUUGUAUGUCAUUAAAGAAAGCAGCAUAUUAUGUAAGAGACCACUUUUCAGACAAAAAACGUAAUAAAGGCAGCUGGGUUUUGCUGCAAAAAUAAGAAGCAAGUGUGACAGUCAAAGUAUCCAGAAGAACGUUGGCUGGUUCUGCAAGAUGCUCUAUAAAACUUACCAGCUAAUUUCUAGUGUUGGGUCUGAGUCUACCUUUGUCAAGUUCGAUUCGAGAUCAAGUCAUUAACCAAUCGAGUCCAAGUCCAAAAGGUGCCAAGUUGGACUCAAGUCCAUGUCCUUAAUAGCUGAGUUCGAAUUCAAUCCAGAGGAAUCCAGAAAGUAAUUAAAUUUUUUAAAAAAAACUUGAAAUUGCAAUUGUAAAAGCAACACUGAACUGUUAAAUUAAUAUUUUAACCUUCACAAACCAGUGGCAACAUAAAUG
Molecule: messenger RNA, 2650 nt
Organism: Ictalurus punctatus (channel catfish)
Lineage: Eukaryota; Metazoa; Chordata; Actinopteri; Siluriformes; Ictaluridae
Exons: 3
Coding region: 523-939 (138 amino acids)
Source: RefSeq, a predicted model, not a curated record